This is a messenger RNA of Spea bombifrons (plains spadefoot toad), 1141 nucleotides long. It is a transcript of the gene DERL2, whose product is annotated as derlin 2. Gene Ontology annotation, cellular component: endoplasmic reticulum membrane; Hrd1p ubiquitin ligase ERAD-L complex. The coding region runs from base 64 to 771 and encodes 235 amino acids. The record is from RefSeq and is a predicted model, not a curated record. Gene Ontology annotation, biological process: endoplasmic reticulum unfolded protein response. The transcript has 7 exons. Gene Ontology annotation, molecular function: ubiquitin-specific protease binding; misfolded protein binding. Lineage: Eukaryota; Metazoa; Chordata; Amphibia; Anura; Pelobatidae.
UGUCAGCGCUAGUAAGGCGCUGGAAAAGCACAGGCAGGCGAUGAGAGUGGGGGAGACAGCAAAAUGGCGUAUCAGACUUUCCGACAGGAGUAUAUGCAGAUACCGCCUGUGACUAGAGCUUACACCACGGCAUGUGUGCUCACCACUGCGGUAGUUCAAUUAGAGCUUAUAACACCUUUUCAGCUGUACUUCAACCCAGAUUUGAUAUUUAGACAUUAUCAGGUAUGGCGAUUAAUAACAAACUUCUUGUUUUUUGGAUCAAUCGGAUUCAAUUUUUUAUUUAAUAUGAUUUUUUUAUAUAGAUACUGCAGAAUGCUUGAAGAAGGAUCAUUCCGUGGUCGGACUGCAGAUUUUGUAUUUAUGUUCCUGUUUGGUGGUCUUCUAAUGGCUACAUUUGGAUUGUUUGUCAAUCUAGUUUUCUUAGGCCAAGCAUUCACAAUAAUGCUUGUUUACGUGUGGAGCAGAAGGAAUCCCUAUGUCCGCAUGAACUUCUUUGGUCUACUCAACUUUCAAGCACCAUUCCUGCCCUGGGUCCUCAUGGGUUUUUCAUUGUUACUGGGGAAUUCCAUUAUUGUGGAUCUUCUAGGUAUUGCAGUUGGGCACAUAUAUUUCUUUCUAGAAGAUGUGUUCCCCAACCAGCCUGGAGGAGGAAGGAUUCUUAAAACCCCAUACAUUUUAAAAGCAAUAUUUGAUACUCAAGAAGAAGAUCCAAAUUACAAUCCACUUCCAGAAGACAGACCUGGAGGAUUUGCCUGGGGUGGGGGGCAAUGAUAAGAACAUCAGCAAGAGUGGUGCCAACAAUAAAAUGCAGCCAUGAAACAAACUCAUUUUAAAACAUUGUGGAAUCUACAUUCUCCCUGUUAUAAGAGGAACUUGUACAGUUCUCCAGAACAGGAAGCACUUUAUAAUUCACGUAAUGACCCAUGGAGACCUUUUCAACUUCCCAUCAGUGCCUCUCAGUUGAGGUUUUGCUUGCAUUGGUACUUGAGCCUUUUGGAGCCAAGAAACUGGAAGAAAAUGCUAGUCAACGAGACCAUGCAUACUUGUUUAAUGGUUUUUAAAGGUUUUGUGUGUAUUUUUCUUAAGUUCUUUGAUACAGAAGAUUAUGUAUGACAGUCUUUAAAAGACAUCAAAAACCUCC